Messenger RNA from Prorocentrum cordatum, 375 nucleotides. NCBI's taxonomy places the organism in Eukaryota, Dinophyceae, Prorocentrales, Prorocentraceae. The record is from the annotation of a GenBank genome assembly.
AUGGCCCUGCGGCUGGUGCCGCCGACCCUGGGAUCGUUUCUUAGCUGCGACGUUUGCUUCCCGUGUUCGUUCUUCCAUCCUCCUGGGACUGGCGACGGCGAAGACGACGACAGCGUCUCGCACACGCCGCGUGGUCGGCGGAUCUCCAGGAGAGCCUGCGUGGGACCUGGCACCGCCACAGCGAUGUGUUUUGCUUUGUGCCUUUGCCUCCCGGUCGUCAUGGGAGCAGGCAAAGUCUCCCAUGACCUCUUGCCGUCGCCCUCUCUCUGCCCCUCUCGCCUCUUCCAUUCGUCGGGCGAGCGCGCUCUGCAGUGCACGGGCCGCAGGCGUGGGAAGCAAUGUUUGGACUACAUGUUUCACCCCACGGAUGCCUGA